GGCCCAGGUGCCUGCUAUGGCGUCCUCUCUGAAGGCCUGGGGUGUGCUUGUUCUCCUUCUGUGCCUGCAGCACAGCCCACGUGCACAGAGCUCUUCCAGGCGGCAGUUCUUGGAUCAACAUCACCUAAAUACAGACAAAGAAUUCAUUUCAUAUGGCUGUGAUGCCCUCAUGACGGAGAAAGGUCUGAAACCCAAGAGCCUACACGUAUUUGUUUACAUGCCAUGGUACAAAGUCGAGCACACAUGCAUGAGCAGCAAUUGGAAAGAUCGCUACAAAAAUUCCUAUGUCUGGACUCAGACUCCCGUUAAAGUACUCAGUUGCUAUUGGGAGAAAUUCAAAAAGAAAUAUACAGAGAUAAGAAACUACAACUAUGUUCAGUUCCAUUGUAACGCAGAUGGGUAUGUCGAUAGCAUAGAGGACAUGCGGUUGAUGGAGCCCAUCUUAGCCUAGAAAGUCUCCCGGCUCGCUGGGAGUCCCUGCUUACAGUACCUGCCGCCGCUCCGCUCGGCUGCACUCACGUCAGCAUCUCCCCACCGCGCUGAUUCUCGUUUUACAAUCGUGCUAUGCUGCUCUUUGCCUGCUUCUGUCCACAUAGCCCCGACUCGGCUCGCUCGGCUUCUGUCGCUGGGACAGAGAGAAAUCAUUCAGGAGGAGCUGUUUACCUCCUGGUCCCGGGGCUUUCGGUGUGUAGUCUGCUGGUUCUGUCGUCCUCGGGGAAGAAUGAGGCAGAGUAUUAUGAUGGGAAAAUGUGGAGGAGCCCAGAAAGUAGAAAGAAAAGGAGGGGGAAGGGUAUGGGGACAAGAGGUGACGGUAGUCGCUGCGGUGGCCUACCUCCUCCAAGCUGGACCCUCAGACCCACCUAACUAGGAAUUCAUCAAAGGAUGGGUCCACCACCAAAGUAAGUCACAACCUUCAUGACCCAGCGAAAAAGCUGUCAACACAGGAGCCUGUGGGCAGACAAGGGACAGCCAAGUCAAAGGCAUCUUCGUUGGACUCAUCCAGGUUUUCUUUUUCUUUUCUCUGAUGUAAUCAUCUUUAUGCCUAUCCAAAUUGAAUGAU
Myodes glareolus (Bank vole) is the source of this 1060-nucleotide messenger RNA. It is a transcript of the gene Eddm3b, whose product is annotated as epididymal protein 3B. NCBI's taxonomy places the organism in Eukaryota, Metazoa, Chordata, Mammalia, Rodentia, Cricetidae. The record is from RefSeq and is a predicted model, not a curated record.